GAAGGCAGUAGAAUGAUUAGUGCUGCAAUUCAAGUGGCAAAUAAGCUUCCUGAUAUUGGUAUUCAACUUUGGGCCACAGCUUUGUUGAAAGAUAUCGCAAAUAUGAUGGGAAACCAAGAGGAAGAAACUAGAUGGUUUGCUGAGCAUGACAAAUUCUCCCAGCUUGUGAUCGAGGAUCAUAUGAGGGCUGCUGUCGCUCCUGAACAUCGACUUGUCUGUGUAAGUAAUUUUUUCUAG
Protopolystoma xenopodis is the source of this 237-nucleotide messenger RNA. The record is from the annotation of a GenBank genome assembly. Lineage: Eukaryota; Metazoa; Platyhelminthes; Monogenea; Polystomatidea; Polystomatidae.